AAAUUGUUAUGUGUAUGGGCCAUGUUCUUUUCAGAACAUGGCGUAUUGUCAUUUCAACACUCAUAGGAUUAACAAAGUUUUAUUAUCUCGCUCGCUCAUAACAAUAUAAAAAGGCGGGAGAGUGAUAUUUAUAUUAAAAUCAUGUUACCAUUAUCUUUAUUAAGAACUGCACAAAAUCAUCCUAUGCUUGUAGAAUUAAAAAAUGGAGAAACUUACAAUGGUCACUUAGUUAGUUGUGACAAUUGGAUGAAUAUUAAUCUUAGAGAAGUUAUUUGUACGUCAAGGGAUGGCGACAAAUUUUGGAGAAUGCCAGAAUGUUAUAUUCGUGGUAGUACUAUUAAAUAUCUCAGAAUACCAGAUGAAGUAAUAGAUAUGGUUAAAGAAGAUGUACAAAUGAAAUCAAGAGGACGUGGUGAAAUGAAAGGAAGAGGACAAAAUCAAAGAGGAAGAGGAGGUGGUAGAGGUACUUUUGGACGUGGUGGUAGAGGUUCAGCAUCAUUGGGUCGGGGAAGCGGUAAUCAAGGAGGAAACAAAGCUCAAAAUAAACCACGUAUUAAAUAAUAAUAAUAAUAAUAAUAAUUUUUUUUCUUAUAUAA
Vespa crabro (European hornet) is the source of this 596-nucleotide messenger RNA. RefSeq names its product U6 snRNA-associated Sm-like protein LSm4. The coding region runs from base 142 to 561 and encodes 139 amino acids. Lineage: Eukaryota; Metazoa; Arthropoda; Insecta; Hymenoptera; Vespidae. Gene Ontology annotation, biological process: mRNA splicing, via spliceosome; P-body assembly; nuclear-transcribed mRNA catabolic process. The record is from RefSeq and is a predicted model, not a curated record. Gene Ontology annotation, molecular function: U6 snRNA binding. The transcript has 5 exons. Gene Ontology annotation, cellular component: P-body; spliceosomal tri-snRNP complex; U6 snRNP.